AUGCCUGGACAAAAGAGGCGAUCGGAAAGCAAAAGGAAAUUUUUUCGUGCAAUAACAUCCAGGAUAUCACACCAUAACCAUGUCACAUCUCCAGAAAAGGAUAACAUUAAGGGAGAACCAAUUCAUAGUCAAUACCAAGAGAUCUCUAAUACACACAAUACACUAGGAAAAACUAACAUCUCGGGGAACCCUCUCUCUGAGCAUUGUAAGGCUGCACAAGAUUAUCCAUGCCCUGGAAACGAUCAUAACACCAGCAUACAAGAUGAGACACAGGCCAUUAAGUCUCUGAGUCAAUCGAUCCCUGCCACGAAAGGAAGGGACAAUUCCAACUAUUCUUACCUGGAAAGUAUGAAGAAAGCUCCAGCUAAGAAAAGAAGUGCCUCCAGACCUGAGUCUAUUACUCCAACUCUAAACUUGAAACUCAAAAACAGCAAAAUACGAAAUAUCCUUUGUAAUUCAUCUGCUACAAAUGAAAGAGGUGGAAAAUUUCUAGAUAUAGAAGCCUGUUCCCCUGCAAGUGCCAAUUCCGAAGCGUCCUUUUUAAGCAAAACGGAGAGUCUAAUUAUUAAUAACGAAAGUAAAAAUGAUAUGGAUGAAUAUGAUUAUAAGACGUUCAGCACAAACCAUCCUUUAAGGUUAUCUAAGGUGAAGGCAUUUGAACAAGGGGAAAUGACAACCAAGAUGUUCUUCUCGAAAUUCAAUUCCAACUGCAUAAAAAAUAAAGAUUGUAAUAAGAGGAAUACGUAUACUAGGCAUUCUACUGACGAAAGGUUAAUUUUGCAGGUUCCAGGAAUUUCAAAAGAGCACAGUGCUUCCAUGUUAGGGUAUAAGGAUGAAAGCCUAUCGGCUCAAGGUGCACAUGAAAGUAGGAAACUUACACAGGGAGGGGGGACUCACAACAAUGCCGAGCGUCGAAUAUUGAUGAUGAAGAAGGCAUUGAAACCAAUGUCUCAAGAUGAUAUUGCCUAUGUCAGGUUGAAAAACUCGGAGCUUCCAAACGUUUUCCAGAAUUCGUCUGAAUUUCUUACCAAUUUAGAACCACAAGAGAUUGAGUUCUGGGAGUUGAUGAAUAAGGAAUUCGAGGAAGAAAUGGAGGCCCUAAGAGAAGAAUUUUCUUACAAAAUGGAAGAACGUAGUGCACUUGUGGACGAAAGUAUCAUACAGUUACUUAAACAGGCCCGGGGAAGUUAUUCAACUCUUGAUAGGGGAAAAGUCUGCUUAGACUCUGAAAUUGGGCAAGUCAUACAGAAGCGGGUAAAGGGAAUAUUCCAUGAGGAAGAGAUGUUUCGUCUUACCCUUGGAUGA
Messenger RNA from Pichia kudriavzevii, 1305 nucleotides. RefSeq lists its product as uncharacterized. The coding region runs from base 1 to 1305 and encodes 434 amino acids. Gene Ontology annotation, cellular component: anaphase-promoting complex. The record is from RefSeq and is a predicted model, not a curated record. The transcript has a single exon. Lineage: Eukaryota; Fungi; Ascomycota; Pichiomycetes; Pichiales; Pichiaceae.